ACGCUCAGUUGAGUUGGCGGUCCUCUUCUUUCAACGAAGUUUUCUCUGCUUUCUCUUUCUGGAACAACGACGAAUCUCUCUACUUUUCUUCACAAAAUCUCAGAAACCCUGUGAUCUUCGACCUGCCUUUGCCAUCUUUUUCCACUCUCAUCUGCCAUAUCUGAAGCUACCUCAACUCAAUUAGGGUGAUGGCUCAGUUCCAUGCUGACGAGUUGGAAUAUAUUGUUGAUGAUUUUUAUGAUAUGGAGGACUUUGAUGCCAAUCCUUUUGAGGAUAAUGAGCAACAACAAAGGGAUGAUAUAGAUUCAGACUUUGAAGAUAAUGUUGAUUUGGAUAAGCAGAAGGGUGAUACUUCUUCCUAUGAAGUGAGAAAUGGAAAAGAUAUUCAGGGGAUUCCAUGGGAGAGGAUGAAUUUUACUAGGGAGAAAUACCGUGAGACCAGAUUGAAGCAGUACAAAAAUUAUGAGAACCUUUCACAGUCUCGUUCUGAUUUGGAGAAGGAAUGCAAGAAGGUUGAGAACGGAAGCACUUUUUAUGAUUUCCAGUUCAAUACAAGACUUGUCAAGUCAACAAUUGUGCAUUUUCAGCUGAGGAAUCUCCUCUGGGCCACAUCGAAGCAUGAUGUCUACCUCAUGCAAAACUACUCCGUCAUGCAUUGGUCGUCUCUGCUACGUAAAGGCACGGAAGUCCUUAAUGUGACUGGACCUCUCACACCCACUCAGAAGCGGCCAGGAUCACUUGCACAAAACCUUAGUAGGGUACAGAUAAGCACCAUGGCUGUGAGGGACAAUUUAAUGGUGGCUGGGGGUUUCCAAGGGGAGCUCAUUUGCAAGUACCUAAACCGCCCUGGGGUGAGCUUCGCUACAAAAUUAAGCAACGACGAGAAUGCAAUUACUAAUGCAGUAGAUAUUUACCGUAGCUCCAAUGGUUCAAUGCGGUUGAUGACUGCUAGCAAUGACUCCUAUGUUCGGGUUUUGGACACAGAGAACUUCAGCAUGCUCAAUCGCUUGAUGUUUCCAUGGUCUGUGAAUAAUACAUCUGUUAGUCCUGAUGGUAAACUCCUCGCUGUCCUUGGGGACAGCUCUGAGUGCUUGUUAGCUGAUAGUCAAACUGGAAAGACCCUUGGGACUCUAAAGGGCCAUUUAGACUACUCUUUUUCAUCAGCAUGGCACCCUGAUGGUCGUAUCCUGGCCACCGGCAAUCAAGACACGACCUGCCGCUUAUGGGACAUCAGGAAACCCUCGACUGCCUUUGCAGUGCUCAAGGGAAGGAUGGGUGCCAUAAGAGCCCUCAAGUUCACAUCAGAUGGUCGUUUCUUGGCCAUGGCUGAGCCUGCUGAUUUUGUUCACAUUUUUGAUGCGAAUUCAGGCUACGGAAGAAGCCAGGAGAUUGAUUUGUUCGGUGAAAUUGCUGGGAUCUCGUUUAGUCCCGACACAGAGGCACUAUUUGUGGGUGUGGCUGACCGGACAUAUGGCAGCUUGCUAGAGUUCAACAGGAGGAGACGCAAUUUCUAUAUUUACUCUAUCUUAUGAGAGCGCGCUUUCGUGAUGAUGGCCUGGUGGUGCUGAGGCUUCUGUUUGGAGAAGCAUGGUGACUUACUGUAUAUUGAUAGAAAAAGAGGAAGAUGAAGUGCACUAUAUAAGUGGAAGAUGAAGUGCAUUGUAUGUAGUGCGUGUGAAGAGUGAGAAAGUCGAGCCGGAGUAGGAAAACAUUGUUCAGGUGUCGGGCUUUUUGAUUGAUUUUGAGGGAGUUUAUGCUGAAGAUUUCAGUGAAGUCGGAGAUCUCAUGGAUCAUGCAAUGCUUCUCGUUGUUUUCAUGAGAGAACAUUGGUAUGGUCUUAGUGAAGAAUCGAGCCCGAGCUUGAAGAUGACUCUGUCAAUUUAGGUCGAGCCUUUAUGUGAGUUUUUGCUAAUCGUGGUGUGAUUUUUUCGACCAAGGAAAAGUGCGACUGACCUUUACAUGUUUUUCAUUUUUUUAUUUUUCUUAAAGAAUGUGCAUGGAGAAGGGUACGAGGGAGGGUCUGUUAUGUACAUAAUAGUAUGUGGAGUUUAGGGAGGGUCUGUUAUGUACAUAAUAGUAUGUGGAGUUUUGAAGAUUGUUACUAGUGGAAAUUAUAGUUGUGCAUGUCAUAUUUGCUCUCUCUUUUUUUUUUUGGGUGCGUCAGUGGGAGAGAGCAGUCGACUUGACUUUCAUUAUAUGUAAUAUUCAUGGUGGGAGAGAGCUCUCGACUUCCAUUAUAUGAAUAUUCAUAUCAAAUCUUGUGUACAGAAGGGUGGGAUGCCAAUGUUUACGAUCUGUCUGUGCAAGGGAUAUAGAUCUUUUUAUUUUGAUUA
Molecule: messenger RNA, 2333 nt
Organism: Amborella trichopoda
Lineage: Eukaryota; Viridiplantae; Streptophyta; Magnoliopsida; Amborellales; Amborellaceae
Product: putative WD repeat-containing protein C2A9.03
Molecular function (GO): protein binding
Source: RefSeq, a predicted model, not a curated record